Molecule: messenger RNA, 402 nt
Organism: Triticum turgidum subsp. durum (durum wheat)
Lineage: Eukaryota; Viridiplantae; Streptophyta; Magnoliopsida; Poales; Poaceae
Source: the annotation of a GenBank genome assembly
AUGCUGCUCGAAACUCUGUUGAAUCAAGAGGGUUAUCAUGAGCACGCUGACAAUGUGCGGAACAUUUCCAUGAGUGGUGCAAAGUGCCUUGGCGUCAUCGCUAGAACUGUUGGUGAUGCAAUUGUCCCUCUUGUGAUGCCAUUUAUUAAGGUUAACAUCACAAACCUGGAUUGGCAUUGUCGCGAGGCAGCUACUUUUGCAUUUAGCUCUAUCCUUGAAGGUCCCUCUGUUGAGAAGCUUACCCCCCUGAUGCAGGCUAGACUUGAUUUCUUGUUCAACUCAAUGAAAGAUCCAAACAACCAGGUAAAAGUCUCCACCGCGUGGACCCUUCGAUGGAUGUUUGAGCUUUUGCAUUCUCCAGCCAGUGGAAUUCCAGUUAUAACAAAUGCAAACCAAUCAUGA